GCCAAACUUUGGAAUUUCAUUUAAAUGACACCGUCAUGGCGGCGCCCUGUAUACAGACGCGCACUUACUGAUGACUGAUUUUCCGACGUAGCCAGGAUCUAGGAAAGCGUUCUGGGUCUAGCCUACCCACUGUAAUAGAAAGAUGACUGAAAUAUCUGUCAACAUUUUUGUUGGAAAUACAACUUUUAUAGAUCCCGAGGUUUAUAAACUAUGGCUUGAAGGGCAUUCGUCAUUUGAAGCUGCAUCCAUCCGAUACAAGACGCUCUCGUCUCAGACCACGGGACUGAAAUUUGAACUUCUGAAGAGCGACACCACAGACAACUACCGGAUGUUCAGGGCUAUGGAGAAGCACUUACGCAAUCCCCUGACGCUGUCCUACCAACCACUGUUCCAGAUUCCUCCAGAUAUGCAGCAGAUGCUGAUUGAAAAAUAUUAUGAGCUCGAUUCCAUUGUAGCCCGUGAGAUACUUGGCAAAAAACUGUCCAGCAAACACCGUAAGGAUUUAGACGAAAUCAGCGAGAAGACCAAAGUAUCCCUGAAAAGCUGCAGGCGACAGUAUGACAACUUCAAGAGGGUAUUCAAGGCUGUGGAGGACAUGGAAGGGCCCAUGGUCAAGAACAUUCAGGCCAACUUCUGCUUUUCAGAACAACUUGCCAAGAAGUAUGCAGCCGUCGUCUUCUUUGCCAACAAUCGGUUUGAGACCGGCAAGAAACGCUUGCAGUACCUGACCUUCUCUGAUUUUGCAUUCUGCGCAGAUGAGAUGAUCAUCAAAUGGACGGCCGGAUCUAACGAUUCUCGGAAGGAGGACUUGGACGCCGAUUUUGACCGUGAGUUCCUGCAGGACCUGAGAGAGUUGAAGAUCCUCAUCAGCGACAAAGACGCCAGCGACCAGCACAAAGGGUUAAUUUCUGCUGCUCUGAAGGGCAAGAUAACAGAGAAGGCACAUGCAGACAUUGAAUCUAAUUUUAAGAAUCUUUCCCGGGCCAUCGUCAGUAUUGCAAGCGGCAUGAUCCACUCUAGGGAGCUUCGAGAUUUCUUCAAUGACGUGGUAGAGAAGAUUAUUGAGCCUACGAAGCAAGCUCAGUGGAAUGGCAAUGAUAUGGCACUGUUCUUGAAAUGCUACACCUCCAGUAGUUAUCAGAUAGAAGGAAUGGGAAGGCACAGCCGGCUGCAUGCAACACUGGAACGCUACAUGACCACCCUGACCAAAUGCAUCCUGCGCAUGUACCACAGCUGAUCUUUAUGUUCAGUGUCACUCAAGAAAAAA
Messenger RNA from Acanthaster planci (crown-of-thorns starfish), 1267 nucleotides. RefSeq names its product FGF1 intracellular binding protein (gene fibp). Gene Ontology annotation, cellular component: nucleus. The record is from RefSeq and is a predicted model, not a curated record. NCBI's taxonomy places the organism in Eukaryota, Metazoa, Echinodermata, Asteroidea, Valvatida, Acanthasteridae.